UUUUCUUCUUUUUCUUCUUCUUGUUUUUUUUUCUUUUCUUUUUUUUUUCCUCUGUUAAACCUCAUCCUCAGUGAGCAGAUCCUGGUUCUGGAGUGUGGAGUGUGGUUAUUAUGCCCACACUCCUCAGACUAUCCGUAGCCUGCUGAGCUGUCACGCCUCGCUGCUGCAUGGUCCUGCCCGGUGCCGCUGCGUGCUGUAGCCGAGUUUCAGUCGGUGCUGCUCGGCGUCUCAAGAGUCCGAUGUCCCCGGUGUCCCGUCUUAUGCUCGUCGAGCCAAACCUCCCAGCAGCUGCUCCCUCCUGGCUUGUUUUAUCAGCUUCAAAGCCGCCAGUCGUCCUGCCCGCGGAAGACUCGCUGCGAGCGGACAGCAGACCUGUAGAAGUGCCAUCGAAACCAUCGUCGUCGGCUCCCUCAGUUUAUUUUCCCUUUCUUUUCUGAAGUCCUUUUCUGUUCACCGGGAGAACGGAGGAGCCGCAGCACCGGGAACCAUGAGCGGACGCGGGGACGAGGCCGGGGAGAGCUCUGGCUCCCAGGAGCCCUCGGGGGCCGCGGAGCCCCAGAAGAGGAGGCCGGGGAGACCGAGGAAACCCCAGAAAGAGCCAAGUGGAGAGCCUGUCCCCAAGCGACCAAGGGGACGCCCCAAAGGAAGUAAGAACAAGGGCCCCUCCAAGGCAGCGCAGAAGAAAGCCGAGGCAACUGGGGUGAAAAGACCCAGGGGACGACCCAGGAAAUGGCCGCAGCAAGUCGUCCAGAAAAAGCCUGCUCAGGAAGAAGAAGAAGAAGAAGAAGAAGAAGAAGAAGAGGCUGGAGAGUCCCCGGAGAAGGACUGAUCUUCCACACCGUCAAACCUCUACCUCAUUCAGCUGUCAGGUCUUUCAAAGGGAAAAGACUGCCUUGACCACUUAUUUUUUUAUUUUAUUUUAUUUUUUUUUAACUUUUUCCAGCGUUAUUUUACUUGGUUUCAUUUCAGUUAGAAAGAUUCCGUGUCCGGUUUUUCUUGCAGUUUUCAGUCUUUGAGUGCAUCCACACUGAUUUGUCACUGAACUGAGGCAGAAACAUUCAGGGUUUGUCUGCAUCUUUAAAAUCCUUUUGCUACAUUAUUAUUAUUAUUUUUUUGUUUUAUUUUUAUAAUUAUUUUUUUUUUAUACAAAGAUUAUUCAGAAAUGCAGCAGCAUGGCUGAACAUAUAAACAAGAGUUUAGCAAAAAAGUUCAUCUCCAGACUCUCUGCCUGUCAAAACAGGCACGCAUCAGGCAGACACACACACGCACACACAAACGCCAUCGGCCCCCAUACAGCGAACCCACACUCCUCAAUGAGAAUCAGCUGAAAACAAACAGAAACCCACAGCCAUAACGAGGAAGCUCAGGAUCCUCAGAGCAUCAUCAUCACCAUCAUCAUCAUCAUCUUCAAAUGAGAUACACACACUCUUUUCUCACACUGUUGACUGAUCCUCCAGACUCUGACAGUAGAGAACAGUCCGGUUUUGUCAUACAGAAAUGUAGAACAAACGUCGCAAUACAUCGGCGUCGGCUCUGAAACGAUCGAACCGCCCCGACCUUACCACCCUCCCCCGGACAGGUGUUGGACCGCCAAAGACAGGGAGACACAGAGAUCCUUCCUCAGGGCAUUUACAAAUUAUUGAUCCCUAAAAUAACUGUUUACAUCCUUGACCUAAACUUUAGGAGACUGAAAUUAGAUCAUCACAUUGCUUCCACACCCUUCAUCAAAUAGACAUAAUAUUUCCCCCAAACUUGGGCAUUGCUUUGACAAUUAGACCCAAGCUUUGAUGCCUGGCAUGUGUCCAUGAUCAGAGAAACUCUUAGAAGAGGAUUUUCAAACAGGAAUGUGCCUCAAAUACGUAUUCAGAGCUUUAAUUUUGAUAGACCUGACGUCAGGGCCUAACAUCAGGGCCUAACGUCAGGGCCUAACCCAGGAUGCUUUCAGUUCAGCUGGAUAAAUCAGAGCUCUACACCAGCUCUGCUUUGCUCUCCCUGUCGUUGGCGGCCCUCACAUCACUGUUGGUACUCCACAACCAAUCUGUUCGACGUUGCAUCAGACUACUGUAUACCAUUUGUUCAGAUUUACAUUAACAAGCCUAUGCACAUGGCAUCAUUCAGUUUGUCCUUUUCUGCGCAACGUAGCUUUAAAGCCUCGAUCCCAUCGUGGAUGUCGCACUGCGAAGAAAUCCUCAGACUUGGUCUGCCUUGCAGAAACAAAAAACCUCAAGAACAAAAACCACAAGAACAAAAACCACACAUUACCUCCUGACACACUUGAUACCUGGAUUUAGCAGCAGUGUGACAUCGGGCGACUCAUCUCGCACUGCGGGCCUCCCCGGGGAGCCUUACGUUUUAAGGAAACCUGAUGGUGUGCCAGCGCCUUCUGGUCACUGAUAUGCAAUAUCUUCUCAUGAUUUCAAACUACCUCUGACUCAGCACAACCAGCUCGUAAAUGCUGUUGCUCAGCACACACACACACACAUACACAGAGUGUGUUUCAGAUAUUUGAUAAUGUGUUGUAACUUUAUACUGUACGUUAAAGCGAGGUCAUGCCGGCUGUUCUUGUCGUCGGGGGGGGAGAACGGCAAUUUGUCUGCAGCUGUUUUGUUUGAUUCAGUCAGGUAAACUCCACAUAAUCCACAAAGGAGCAAAAGUCAGAUACGACAGAGCCUCGUGCAUCAACCUUAAACUUUUUUUUUUUUUUUUUAGUGGGUUUCGGACAGUCUGAAUGUUUAAUAAAACUCCUGCAUGCAGCUUUAACCACAUUAUCAGAAGGGAAAUUCAACACAAAAUCUGACUACACCCAAAAUAUCUUUUCUAACUGCCUGUUGUGUUGUUAAACUUUCACUCUGGGACAUUAGUAAUAUUGAUGCAGAGACAUUUCAGCUCUCCACCCUGACCGACUCCAGAGCUCUGUCUUGGAAAUGUUUAGAAGAGUUGCCAGAUCUUAGAUCUUAGCGUCUGAAAUGUCAUCACAAAAUUCAGGCAUGAUGAUGAUGAAAGCUGUGAAAAUAAGACACAGGUUGGAAAAAAAAAAAAGACUCCAAAGACUCUAAAGCCUGCGGUCCAACAUUUGGAGUCUUUAGAGUUUGUCUCCAUCCACGCUGGUGCACCUGGCGCCGACUUACCUGUCAUUUGCUUCUUUAGAGAUUCUUGGGAAAAAAGUCUAGAUUCAGGAUUCAGUAGUCUGUUUUAUAAUAUAUAUAUAUAUACUUAAAACACAAAAGCAGCUAACCUGUUAAGUACUGUUUUUAUUUUCCUUUUCGUUCACCUCAAUGUUGAUUUGCGUCUGAACAUUGUAAUGAAACAUAUUUUUCAUUAUCUGCAAACUGGGACUUCUGUUUGACAAACUGUUAACUUGAAUUUAUUUUGUACUGAUUUACACAGCGGUUUAAUACGGAUCAAGUGUUUGUGUGACACUACAUGAUAUAACUACAGAUGUUUUCUGUUUGUUUUUUUUUUUUAAUGUUUUUUUUUCCUGAGUUAUGUACUACCUAUAUAUGUACAGUACCUCAAAUAGGCCGAUAAAAAUGGACUAAUCAGUUGACAAAUACCUACCUCCAGUCUUGAAAUGGAAAUGAUUUUUUUUUUUUUUUAUUUGCCGGUUUACUUUCAGUAUGAGUUACACAGACGUAAUGAUAUGAUCUGUAUCAGGACUACAGAAGCUCUUCACUUAAAGUAUUGUAUCAGGUCGUUCAAGCUUCCGAUCUCAGUACAUUUGGAUUCUCACCUUCAAAGUGACUUUCAGGUUUUGAAACAGAUAUGUCUGGAUUUUGUAUAUUGCAUUCAUGGAUAUUGUUUUCUUGUUUUUAAUUAGUAGAUAUCAAUAUACUUGAUUAGCGGUUUUGUGUACUUCACACAAAUGUGAUUUUCUUGUCUUGUUAUAUGGUUAAACCAGGUGUAUAUGGAAUUGCCUUUUCACUUAGUGAUAGAUUAUGUCUUUUUUUUUUUUUUUUUCACCUGUCAUCAUGGCAACCUUUGAAACGUUAACAUGGUAUUUUUGAACCUGGCCAGAGGUAGAACCUCAGAGGAGCUACGCUGAUCCUGUCAGCCUGCCUUCACCAGCACCACCACCAGUCCUUGGACAGUGGCGUUAACCCACAGUCUGCACAGUGUGCUGGGUCGUAAACUUUAGGUGCCUUCAAUCCGAAUUCGAAGCAAAUUUUUCCCCUUGAAAUCUGACCCCACAAACAGCCACAGCUUUACAAUCUCGGCUGUAGCCGGUAACCGGUAAAAAAAACCCACAUUGAACCUGUCCAGGCGUGUUUUUUUUUUUUUUUUCCCUCUAACCGCACCACCCAGUGCAAAUCCAGGUUUGUGUUCGUGCCGACUCAUUAAUCUUGCCUUGACUUUAUUUGCAAUUGCGCCAUCUUUAAAAUUCGCAGCACACUCAGGCUGAACACACCUCAGGAGCACCAUCCACUUACUGCUCCUAUAGAACAAUGGGCCUUUCAUGGAAGACAUUUUCAAAUCACAGCUGAAGAUUCUGUGCCCUGAUUUGUAUGUUGCGAUAGGUUCGAAAAGAAGAUGCAGCAGCAGGAGCAGGCUAAACGAACACUUCCAAACACUGUGCAGGUUGUUCUGUUUCUAAUAACCCAACCAGCCAGAGAGAACCCCAAGCUGAAUGUUAACUCAGCUAUUUAACAAAACACUGUACAAACUGUGUGCACCUGUUGAAGCAGGCUGAUCAGUAGCUUUGAACAAACAGCUUUGAAACAGACAGGCUUCAUCAUGUUAAGAAUCAUUAAACACCGCACCAUCCAUCAGCCAGACAGAGACCUCCUGAGACGGUGUCAUCACGUGAUCUGCAUCCGUCUGGAUGAGGAAGGAGCAGCUAACGUCCUCAGAUUCUGCUCGAAAAAAAAAAAAGCAUCAGACGUAUAUUAACAACAUAUGUCAGCAAGGCUCUUUGUGAUAAUUCAG
This is a messenger RNA of Toxotes jaculatrix (banded archerfish), 4923 nucleotides long. RefSeq names its product high mobility group AT-hook 2 (gene hmga2). The record is from RefSeq and is a predicted model, not a curated record. Bases 488 to 829 code for a protein of 113 amino acids. Gene Ontology annotation, cellular component: nucleus; chromatin. Gene Ontology annotation, biological process: regulation of DNA-templated transcription. The transcript is spliced from 5 exons. Lineage: Eukaryota; Metazoa; Chordata; Actinopteri; Toxotidae. Gene Ontology annotation, molecular function: DNA binding; transcription coregulator activity.